This is a messenger RNA of Triticum dicoccoides, 1504 nucleotides long. RefSeq names its product F-box protein At5g07610-like. The record is from RefSeq and is a predicted model, not a curated record. The transcript has 2 exons. The coding region runs from base 1 to 1242 and encodes 413 amino acids. Gene Ontology annotation, molecular function: protein binding. Lineage: Eukaryota; Viridiplantae; Streptophyta; Magnoliopsida; Poales; Poaceae.
AUGCCGCCAGGAGGAGGAGGAGAAGAAGGAGACGAGCAUGGCAGCAGCACGGUGCAGAGCCACCCACCGGCGACCGUCCACCGCGAGGAGGACACGCCGCAGCUCCCCACCAUUUCUGCAGUAGCUUCCAAGGAGAAGAAGCAGAAGCUGGAGCAGCAGCCCGUGCCGAGCCUCCCCGAGGGCGCCCUCGUCGAGAUCCUUUCGCGAGUGCCCUACAGGUCCCUCUGCCGCUUCAAGUGCGUGUCCAAGCCGUGGCUCGUCCUCUGCUCCGCCCGGGACAUCCUCAAGAGGUCGCCACAGACCCUCUCCGGCUUCUUCUACAAGAACGCCGGUGUCCUCAAAUUCCGCAAUUUGUCCGGGAGAGGUCUGCCUCUGGUCGACCCUUCUCUCCCUUUCUUGCGGCAGAGGUACGAAAACGUUCAUGUCGAACAAUUGUGCGAAGGUCUUCUCCUUUGCAGCUGCUGGAAUUCGUGUUCUGCGUGUGAAAAUGAUUAUGUUGUGUGCAAUCCCGCGACUCAAGAGUGGACUGUGCUGCCUCCUGUAGUAUUUCCGGCUCAAGAGUGCAGCCACCCAUGGAAGAAAGGCAUACCAAUGACUUACUUAGGUUUCGAAGCCGCUGUCCCAACCCGCUUUAUGGUGUUUGCAACCCCUUACAAUGCUGACCACCUUCCUGGACAAAUGGCGAUCUACUCAUCAAAAACUGGACAGUGGACUUACGUGCAGACUAAGUGGUCCUCCGUAACUCAUGUGGAUUGUAGUAGACGCACACAUGUCUUCUUGAAUGGCACCAUGCAUUUGGCCACCCUUUGUAAUUCAAUAAUACCCACAGUUGACGUGGAGGGGAAAGUUUGGAAGGAGAUUCAAAUGCCAGUUGACUGGACGAGCUGUAAUAUUGUUUUGACUGGGCAAUCUCAAGGGCGUUUGUAUGCGUGGCAGGUGGAUUAUUGUGAUGAUAGUGAACUCGAUAUUUGGGUUCUUGAGGACUAUGGUACUGGAAAGUGGACCCUAAAGCAUACUGUUAAUGUUUCAGAGCUGUUCGGAAGGCAUUGUCGCAAAGAUGGUGAUUUUUAUCAGAUGUUUGCAAUUCAUCCAGAUUGUAAUGUCAUUUUCCUUACCAACCAGAAGAAGAAGACAGUGUCAUACGAUAUGGAUAAUCAGAAAGUACAUGUUAUCUGCGAUGAGUUCAUGAUUGGGCUACCUUAUACUCCCUGUUUUGCGGAACUGCCAUCAGCUGGUCACUGAGACUCAGUGCAGCAUCUGGAACUCAACAGGGCACAAUACCUUUGUAAAAAUUAGUGGUUGGUACGGGCCUACUUUCUAGUUUCGUGGCAUUGCUUAGAUAUGCUCCAAUUCCUCUGUCUACCAGUUUCGUAUUCUUCUCUGCUGGUGUUCUGGUGCAUGCCUUUUGUGGCUUGAACAAUGUUUGUUAGCCAAGACUUUGUAAGGGUAAGGGCCUUGCAUAGUUGUAUGAAUGCACCUAACCAUUUAAUCUAUUUGCUGUCAU